UAAUCAGUCAGAAUAUUAUCACGUGUUCAAUAAUGUUGAACUUUCUCAAUGUUCAGAUGCCGCCCCGUAGGGAACCCGAUCACCCGGCUCCUACUCAGGCCACAGUAGUCGCACUGUUCCGCGACUAUCAUGCUGAAAAAUUCUCAGGGCAGGGAGAUCCCCGUGUCGUGGACGAAUGGAUUCAGGGCCUUGAGUUUAUUUUCGAGUUGAUCCGCGAGAAGUACUACCCCACCUACUACCGAGCAGAGAUGGAGCGUCAGUUUCUAUCGCUCCAGCAGGGUACUCGUACUGUUGACGAGUAUGAGAGGGAUUUCACUAGACUUGCAGCUUUUGUUCCUGAUUUGGUUUGCACGGAGGCCCAGAGAGCACAGCGCUUCAUUGACGGGAUUUACCCAGUAGUCCGUCAUAACAUCGUAGGCCACGGGACACAGACGUAUGCUCGUGCUGUUUCGAUUGCCCAGGAGGUGGACGCCAGCAUCAGGAGGGAGGCCCAGGCACAGAGGCCGCCUCAGCAGCAGCAGCAGAGGGGCAGACAGCAGGCCCGAGUCUAUGCAGUAGAUCAGGCAGAGGCCGAGCAGCAGGCAGGUACUAUGUCAGGGUUGGUUGUGCUUAAUAAUGUUCCUUUGUUUGCUUUGUUCGAUACUGGAGCGACACAUUCUUUCAUUUCACGACGAUGUCUUGAUGCCAUCGGAGUUCAUGCC
Molecule: messenger RNA, 701 nt
Organism: Striga hermonthica
Lineage: Eukaryota; Viridiplantae; Streptophyta; Magnoliopsida; Lamiales; Orobanchaceae
Source: the annotation of a GenBank genome assembly